Diversispora eburnea is the source of this 2712-nucleotide messenger RNA. Lineage: Eukaryota; Fungi; Glomeromycota; Glomeromycetes; Diversisporales; Diversisporaceae. The record is from the annotation of a GenBank genome assembly.
AUGGCGAGUAAUAUGCGAGGUUUGACCGUGUUUAUCGCGGAUAUAAGAAAUUGCAGAGUGAGAGAACUAGAAGAAAAACGAAUUAAUAAAGAGAUGGCAAACAUUCGCGCAAAGUUUAAAGACGGAAAUUUAAAUGGUUAUCAGAAGAAAAAAUAUGUGUGUAAAUUAUUAUAUAUGUAUAUACUUGGUUGGGACAUUGAUUUUGGGCAUAUGGAGGCAGUUAAUUUAAUUUCGAGUAACAAAUACAGUGAAAAACAAAUUGGGUACCUGGGAGUAACUCUUUUAAUGCAUGAAAAUCAUGAUCUUGCGCGAUUGGUCGUUAAUUCAAUAAGAAAAGAUCUUGGAGAAUUUAACGAAAUUUACAAUUGCCUCGCUCUGCACUCUAUCGCCAAUAUUGGUGGCAGAGAAAUGGCAGAUUCUUUGGCAAAUGAUGUUCAUAAGCUUUUAUUAUCACAAAAUUCUAAAAGCUUUGUUAGAAAAAAGGCUGCAUUGACAUUAUUACGUUUAUACAGGAAACAUCCAGACGUUAUUCCUGCUGCGGAUUGGGCAGAGAGAGUCAUUACGCUUUUAGAUGACAGUGAUCUCGGUAUAACAUUAUGUGCUACAAGUCUAAUAAUGGCGUUAGCCCAAGAUAAUUUGGAAGAAUAUAAAGGCUGCUAUGCUAAAGCAGUAAAUAGAUUAUCAAGGAUAAUAAUUGACAAAGAAUAUUCACUUGAUUAUGUAUAUUAUAAAGUUCCAAUACCUUGGUUACAAGUUAAACUUCUUCGAUUAUUACAAUAUUAUCCUGCAUCAGAGGAUCGUGAUACCAGAAAUGAUUUACAUAAUAUACUUCAAACAAUACUUAAUAAUUCUCAAGAUACUCAAAAAAAUGUUCAACAUAAUAAUGCACAGAAUGCGGUAUUGUUUGAAGCGAUAAAUCUGGCUAUUCAUUUAGAUACUGAAUCACAAAUUGUUAAUCAAGCAGCGGUUUUACUUGGAAGAUUCAUUACAGCCAAAGAAACAAAUGUUAGAUAUUUAGGGUUGGAAACAAUGGCACAUUUGGCUGCUUGCUUGGAUUCUUUAGAACCAGUUAAAAAACAUCAAGAUACUAUUUUAUUAUCUUUACGUGAUAAAGAUAUUAGUGUUCGACGUAGAGGACUUGAUCUUUUAUAUAGUAUGUGUGAUGUAACUAAUGCAAAAGUAAUUGUAACUGAAUUAUUACGAUAUCUUAAUAUUGCAGAUUAUGCUUUAAGAGAAGAAAUGGUACUUAAAAUAGCAAUUUUGACAGAAAGAUUUGCUACAGAAUAUCAAUGGUAUGUGGAUAUAAUUUUACAACUUAUAAGUACGGCGGGAGAUCAUGUAGGUGAAGAAGUAUGGUAUCGAGUUGUACAAAUUGUUACAAAUAAUGAAGGACUUCAAGAGUAUGCUUCAAGAACUGUACUCAUUCAUUUAAAAUCACCAGCUUGUCAUGAAAAUUUAGUUAAAAUUGGGGGAUAUAUUUUGGGUGAAUUUGGACAUCUUAUUUCCAAUGUACCUGGCGCUAAUCCCAUAGAACAAUUUCAAGCCAUUCAUUCAAAAUUCGGGAUGUGCACUCUUCAAACUCGUGCAUUACUUUUGACCACAUAUUUUAAAUUCAUUAAUCUAUUUCCAGAAAUUAAAGGAGAAAUUUUAACCGUUUUUAAUCAGUAUCGUCAUGCAUUAGAUUCAGAAUUACAACAGCGUGCAUCCGAAUAUUUGUCUAUGGCAACUAUGCCUAGCGAAGAUCUUUUACAAACUGUAUGUGAAGAAAUGCCACCUUUCCCUGAGCGAGAAUCAGCUCUUUUAUCAAGGUUACAUCAAAAAAAUUCAGAUACGGAAGAUAAACGAACUUGGGUUCCAGGAAGUAAAGAAGCAAAUAAAGAAAGAGAAAUUAAUCUAAAAACAUCUUUCGCCCAAAGAAAUAAUUCUUUCGAAUUCAAAAGUAAAGAUGAAUCUAAUGGUAAUGGCGAAGCUGACAUACUUUCAAGUUUAGAUAAAAAAUGGUUUGGUAAAUUAUUAUACAAUAAUGAAGGAAUAUUAUAUGAAAAUGAUCAACUUCAAAUUGGUUUGAAAUCAGAAUAUCAUAGUCGUUUAGGGCGACUUGCAUUAUAUUUUGGUAAUAAGACAAAAGAAAAUUUUAUAUCAUUUACAACUGUAGUGGAGAAUAUUAAUGAUCUUAUAAUCACCACACCACAAAAACCAUCAACAAUAUUAGCACCAGCUAGUCAAACUCAACAACUUUUUCAUAUCGAAUGUCAGGAUGUAUUUUAUGAAUUACCAAAUAUACGAAUAUCUUAUAUUUCAGGGAAAUUUCAUACAAUUUGUAUAAAAUUACCUAUUACAUUAAAUAAAUUUAUGGAACCUAUCCAAUUAAAUGGUCCAGAAUUUUUCGCCAGAUGGAAACAAAUCGGAGGGGAUCAACGAGAAAAACAAAUUGUUUUUAAAUCCAAUGUUCCAAUAAACAUUCAAGGAAUUCGUAAAAUGAUUUCAGGAUUUCGAUAUGAAGUAUUAGAAGGAGUUGAUACAAAUCCUCAUAACGUAGUAGGUGCCAGUGUAUUAUAUACUUCAGAGGGAGGAAUGAUUGGUUGUCUUUUACGUUUAGAACCUAAUGUAGAUACACAGAUGUAUCGAUUAACAAUUCGCACUACAAAUAAUACUGUAACAAAUGAAUUUUGUAAAUUAUUGGAACAAAGAUUAAUGAAUGACUUGAUUUAA